Messenger RNA from Branchiostoma floridae (Florida lancelet), 2258 nucleotides. RefSeq names its product gastrula zinc finger protein XlCGF57.1-like. Gene Ontology annotation, molecular function: RNA polymerase II transcription regulatory region sequence-specific DNA binding; DNA-binding transcription factor activity, RNA polymerase II-specific. Gene Ontology annotation, cellular component: nucleus. The record is from RefSeq and is a predicted model, not a curated record. The transcript has 3 exons. NCBI's taxonomy places the organism in Eukaryota, Metazoa, Chordata, Leptocardii, Amphioxiformes, Branchiostomatidae. Gene Ontology annotation, biological process: regulation of transcription by RNA polymerase II. Bases 386 to 1741 code for a protein of 451 amino acids.
ACUCCAGCGGAGGUCAUGGAACUGCAGACGACGCACAGGAAGUGCCGGUAACAGUAUCAAGGCGCAAAUUUCUGCCGGCCGAAGUUCUAAUAAACGUAAUCCAACUUAUACAGUAUCAACACCGAUGUAUUUCUCUACCAUUUACCACAGUUUCCACCCUGCUGUUGUGCACGGAAGAAUAACUACGGCAUUAGCAAGUACUGUGGUGCACUAUUUUGACCCGAACUACUUUUGGGGACGGGGUCGCGGAUAAAUACUGUGUUAUGAGACCUGGAAAGGUCACUUUGCCUGGCAGCCAUUGUUGUUUGUCGGAGUGUAACGUACGUGUAAACGACUACUUUGCUCCAGUUUGAGACCACUUUCAAGACGAUUUGACACUUCAGCGAUGAAUCAGCAUCACAAACUGGAAGAAAUGGGCGAGAGAAGCGGUGAGGUCACUACGGACGAUCGUCCAGUUGUACACCCAGAGGACGAGACAAGCAGCAGUGAGAAAUUAGACACGGGAAGGCAGCAAAAUAAGGAAGGGGACAUUCCGUGCGAGGAAACAAGUGACGGAGCAGAAUCUGGCCAUCCUCCCGCACAGGGUCGAACAGAGCGGAAGGACAGACUUGCGGUGAAACGCACUGUGGAUAAACGCUUUGCGUGUACGGAGUGUGGCUAUAGGGCAGCCAAAAAGUCUGUCCUAAUCAAACACACAAGAAAACAUACAGGUGAGAAACCAUAUAAGUGUGACCAGUGCGACUAUUCUGCUGCACAGAAAGUUCAUUUAGACCGACACGUGACUAAACACAAAGGAGAAAAACCCUUCAUGUGUGGGGAGUGCGAGUACAGAACUACUGACAGGUUAAGCCUAUCCGAACAUAUGAGCAGACAUACAGGUGAGAAACCCUGCAAAUGCGAGCAGUGUGACUAUUCAGCAAUACGGAAAGUUUAUUUAGGCCGACAUAUGACUAAACACACUGGGGAAAAACCCUACAUGUGUGGAGAGUGCGGAUACAGGGCCGCUGCCAGGUCUAGCCUAUCCAAACAUUUGAGAAGACAUACUGGCGUCAAACCCUACAAGUGCGACCAAUGCGACUAUUCUGCUGGACACAAAGGUAAUUUAAGCCGACACAUGGCUAAACACACUGGCGAAAAACCCUACAUGUGUGGAGAGUGCGGAUACAGGACGGCUGACAGGUCCAACCUAUCUCUACAUAUGAGAACUCAUACGGGCGUAAAACCCUACAAGUGUAAACCCUUCAUGUGUGAUGAGUGCGGAUUCAGGACGGCUGACAGGUCUUACUUGACCAGACAUAUGAGAAGACAUACAGGUGAGAAACCAUAUAAGUGUGACCAAUGCGACUAUUCUGCUGCACAUAAACCUUCUUUAGACCUUCAUCUUACUAAACACGCCGGAGAAAAGCCAUUUGUGUGUGGACAGUGCGAAUACAGGACUGCUAACAGGUCUCACAUAUCCGAACAUAUGAGGAGACAUUCAGGUGAAAAGCCCUAUAAAUGCGACCAGUGCGACUAUUCUGCUUCACACAAAGGUAAUCUAGACAAACACAUGGCUAAACACACCGGCGAAAAACCCUUCAUGUGUGGAGAGUGCGGAUACAGGACAGCGGACAGGUCUCACUUGACCGUACACAUGAGAAAACAUACAGGUGAAAAGCCCUAUAAGUGUGACCAGUGCGACUAUUCUGCUGCACAGAAAUGCAAUUUAGACCAACAUGUAGCUAAACACAAUGGCGAAUAACCCAACGUGCAGGAGUGCGGAUACAGGACGAUUGGCAGGGCUUAGCUAUGACAAACAAUUUACAAUAGCACAGCAAUACAUUGUUAUCAGAAACAGAACUGUAAACACCAUGGAAACUAUGAAUGUGACCAGUGUGAAUAUGUUCUUGCACAGUAAUCGAUGCAUGGCUAAACACACAGGUGUGGAUACGAUGUUUUUCGUAAAUAAGCUUUGAGUAAAUAAGGUAUCAAUUGUCUACUUCUGGAAUAUGACUAGGUGAGGUGAGGUGAGGGAUAUGCCACUUUCUAUUUGUACAUAUGCAUAUUCCAUAUUAUAGACAUCGAUAGGUUAUUUUGUAUAAAUAGAUAUUGUAUGUAUGCCCCAAUUGUAUGUAAAUAUCAAUACAGAUGUUACUGCUGUAAUAGAUUAAGUUAAUGCUGAUUCUUCUGGCGGAAAAUGCCUGGUUAUCAUUUAUCAUCCAUAUAUUGAUAUAACACUCUCUUGACGUUUAUUAUUUAUCACCCAUAUAUUGAUAUAA